Messenger RNA from Procambarus clarkii (red swamp crayfish), 1269 nucleotides. The record is from RefSeq and is a predicted model, not a curated record. NCBI's taxonomy places the organism in Eukaryota, Metazoa, Arthropoda, Malacostraca, Decapoda, Cambaridae.
AUGACCACCAAUAAUAUAGGAGUAGGCAGUGAUGAGCUAGGUCAGUAUCCCACCAACGGUACUGGAGUAGGCAGUGAUGAGCUCGGUCAGUAUCCCACCAAGGGUACUGGAGUAGGCAGUGAUGAGCUAGGUCAGUAUCCCACCAACGGUACUGGAGUAGGCAGUGAUGAGCUAAGUCAGUAUCCCACCAACGGUACUGGAGUAGGCAGUGAUGAGCUCGGUCAGUAUCCCACCAACGGUACUGGAGUAGGCAGUGAUGAGCUAGGUCAGUAUCCCACCAACGGUACUGGAGUAGGCAGUGAUGAGCUAGGUCAGUAUCCCACCAACGGUACUGGAGUAGGCAGUGAUGAGCUAGGUCAGUAUCCCACCAACGGUACUGGAGUAGGCAGUGAUGAGCUAGGUCAGUAUCCCACCAACGGUACUGGAGUAGGCAGUGAUGAGCUAGGUCAGUAUCCCACCAACGGUACUGGAGUAGGCAGUGAUGAGCUAGGUCAGUAUCCCACCAACGGUACUGGAGUAGGCAGUGAUGAGCUAGGUCAGUAUCCCACCGACGGUACUGGAGUAGGCAGUGAUGAGCUAGGUCAGUAUCCCACCAACGGUACUGGAGUAGGCAGUGAUGAGCUAGGUCAGUAUCCCACCAACGGUACUGGAGUAGGCAGUGAUGAGCUAGGUCAGUAUCCCACCAACGGUACUGGAGUAGGCAGUGAUGAGCUAGGUCAGUAUCCCACCAACGGUACUGGAGUAGGCAGUGAUGAGCUAGGUCAGUAUCCCACCAACGGUACUGGAGUAGGCAGUGAUGAGCUAGGUCAGUAUCCCACCAACGGUACUGGAGUAGGCAGUGAUGCGCUCGGGAUAAUCGUUCCCGAUGCAGUGCUGGCUGCCCCAGCAUCAACAUCAACACCUGCACCACUCACCGUUCAGGUGGAACUCUCGGAGGUGCCUUCUGCACCAUCUAUGACGCUGACCAUCCACGGGGUUAGCGGAAGCCAACGUACGAUCAGCCUCUGCCAGCGAAACCAUCUGCGCUCCAGCUGCAACGACAACCUCGGCCCCUGGGUCUCAAACCUGCACCAUCAACGAACGCUGUACCGUACGCAGACGACGCCGUCUCACUCAUCGGACGAAGACGUCUCUGUGGGAGCGCCAUCUCCUUCCCAACAUCUUUACCCCUACAGCUCGGAUGACUUCUUACUCCAGGCCUUUCCUGCAAGCUCGACCAACAGCGCCGCCGUGUUCACACGCAGCAAGACGACGUCUUAUGAAGGAUGA